Messenger RNA from Choloepus didactylus (southern two-toed sloth), 4702 nucleotides. RefSeq names its product ectonucleotide pyrophosphatase/phosphodiesterase family member 3-like. Gene Ontology annotation, biological process: nucleoside triphosphate catabolic process. Lineage: Eukaryota; Metazoa; Chordata; Mammalia; Pilosa; Megalonychidae. The record is from RefSeq and is a predicted model, not a curated record. Gene Ontology annotation, molecular function: nucleoside triphosphate diphosphatase activity; metal ion binding; nucleic acid binding.
CUCAUGCAGUUUGUCUCUGAAGAAUAAAGGAAGGAAUGAGUGCUGCCGUCUUCCGGUAAAACUGGCUUCUUCGCCAACAGAACAAUGGAUUCAGUGCAGGCUUUAACAAUAGAAGAAUCUAUUAAGAAGAGUGCUGUUAAAAAAUAUCAAAUAACUUGUAUUGUUCUUCUUGCUCUGUUGGUGAUUGUGUCACUUGGGUUAGGACUGGGACUUGGACUCAGACAAUCAGAGGCACAAGACAGUUGCAGGAAAAAAUGCUUUGAUUCAUCCUACAAAGGACUGGAGGGCUGCCGAUGUGACAUGGAAUGCAAAGACCGAGGCAAUUGCUGCUGGGAUUUUGAAGACACCUGUGUGGAAUCAACUCAACUAUGGACAUGCAAGUGCUCCUGCGCCGCCGACUGCCUGCAGAGGGGGGACUGCUGUGUCGACUACAGGAGCGUCUGCCGAGGAAAAACACCAUGGGUGAAAGAAGCAUGUGGCACAGCCCAGCAACCUCAGUGUCCAGAAGGGUUUGAGCUGCCACCGGUUAUCUUGUUUUCUAUGGAUGGCUUUGGAGCUGAAUAUUUGCAAACGUGGGGCACUUUGAUGCCGAAUAUUAAUAAACUGAAAACAUGUGGAAUUCAUUCAAAAUACAUGAGAGCUGUCUACCCAACCAAAACCUUCCCAAAUCAUUACACUAUUGUCACGGGCUUGUAUCCAGAGUCAUAUGGCAUCAUUGACAACAACAUGUAUGACGUGACCCUCAUUAAGAGUUUCUCACUCUCUUCAGAGGAGCAGAAUGAUCCGGCCUGGUGGAAGGGGAAACCAAUCUGGUGGACAGCCAUGAACUAAGGUUUAAAAGCUGGAGCCUUCUUUUGGCCUGGAUCAGACGUGGCUAUCAAUGGCUCCUUUCCUUCCAUGUGUAGGAUGUUCAGUAGGAGUAUCCCAUUUGAAGUGAGGAUCUCUGCAUUGCUUAAAUGGCUGGACCUGCCCAAAACUGAAAGACCCGCCUUUUACACCAUCUGUAUGGAACAGCCUGAUUCUGCAGGACAUGACAGUGGACCAGUCAGUGCCAAUGUUGUUCAAGCCUUACAGUUAGUAGAUUGUGCUUUUGGGAUGCUGAUGGAAGGUCUCAAGCAGCGGAACUUACACAAUUGUGUCAACAUAAUUCUUUUGACUGAUCAUGGAAUGGAUCAGACUUAUUGUGACAAGAUGGAAUAUAUGACUGAUUAUUUACCCAAAAUAAACUUCUACAUGUUUGAAGGGCCUGCACCCCACAUCAGGUCUAGUAAUGUACCCCAAGGCUUUUAUGCUUUUAAUUCUGAAGAAAUUGUUAGGAACCUUACUUGCUGAAAACUUGAUCAGCAUUUCAAACCCUACUUGCCUCCUGAUUUGCCCAAACGACUGCACUAUGCCAACAAUGUCAGAAUCUACAAAGUUCUUCUCCUGGUGGAGCCGCAGUGGCUGGCAGUGAGGAGUAAAGCGAACAAGGACUGUGGAGGAGGCACCCACAUGUAUGACAAUAAGUUUAAGAGCAUGAGGGCUAUCUUCUUGGCACAUGGACCCAGUUUUAAAGAGAAGACUGAAAUUGAACCAUUUGAAAACAUUGAACUCUAUAACCUAAUGUGUGAUCUUCUACACAUUCAGCCAGCCCCAAACAAUGGUACGCAUGGUAGUUUAAACCAUCUUCUGAAGGUGCCUUUUUAUAAACCAUUCCAUGCUGAGGAAGACACUGAUCUAGAAUGUGUGAAUCAAAUGCUAAAUCUCACCCCAGAAGAAAGGAACAAUAGAACUUCUGACAGCCAAUACGACGCGUUAAUUACAAGUAAUUUGGUUCCUAUGUAUGAUGCAUUCAAAAAAAUAUGGGAUUACUUUCACAGUGUUCUUCUUAUAAAACAUGCCAUGGAAAGAAAUGGAGUAAAUGUGAUAAGUGGCCCAAUAUUUGAUUAUAAUUAUGAUGGCCAUUUUGACGCUUCAGAUGAAAUUACACAGUAGGUAUGUAGCCAACACCAGGGUUCCCAUCCCCACACACUACUUUGUGGUGCUGACCAGUUGUAAAGAUAAGAGCCACACCCCCAGUGCCUGCCCUGGGGGGCUGGACAUCCUGCCCUUCGUCAUCCCUCACCGACCCACCAACGUGGAGAGCUGUGUGGAAGGUAAAGAAGAAGCUCUUUGGGUUGAGGAAAGAUUAACUAUACAUGUUGCCCGUGUCCGUGAUGUGAACUUCUUACUGGACUUGACUUUUAUCAGGACAAAAAACAGCCUGUAUCUGAGAUUUUGCAAAUGAAGACAUAUUUACCUACAUUUGAAACCCAUAUUUAGCUUUAUAUUAAAAUGAAUUUCACAAGAUGCAUGUGCUUUUCUCUGUUGAAUAAAUCACAUUAAUUUUUCUAUUUUUGCUUAACUCUAAGAAUCCAUGAGCAUAAUUUCUUUAUUCCUUUCUCUUUUUUUAGAUUUUAUAGACAUGUAUUGUUUUAAAGUGACAUUUUUGGCACUGAGAUUUUGUCAUAUUAUACUUUCCUUAUUAAAUUUAUAUUUCCACUCAUAAUCUUGGGCCCUCCUUUUUCUGCCCAGCAUCAUUUAAACAGAAGAGAAAACAAGAGAAGGAGGUCACAUGUGGGAAUGGAAUCAAUUCUUCAGAAGUUUUGCAAUAUAACUUUUUACAGUUGGCAGUUAGGCAACCACAUUCAGGGAAUUUAACCUCGAUGCAAUACUAUUAUCUAAUCUACAGACCUAAUUCAAAUUUUUUUAAUAGCCUCAGUAAUGGCUUUUAUAAUGUUUUCUAAUCUAGGAUCCAAAGAAGACUCAUUCAUUGCAUUAAAUUUUGUUUUCUCUUUGGUAUCACAUAUUGUGCCACAGUUUUUUGAUGUUUUCCAAAUCAAGUGGAUAUCUCUGAAGAGUCUAGGUCAUCUGUUUUGUACACUGCCAUCCCCUUGGGUUUGUCGUACAUGACAUAUAUUUAUGAUUAGAUUCAGGCUCUGCAUUUUUGGCAGGAAUACUAUAUUAGUGCUACUGGGUUCUCAGUGAACCACAUCUGGAAGCACAUGAUGUUCAUUUGUCCCAUUAUUUAUGAUAUCAGCUUUGAUCACUUGGUUAAGUUGGUGUCCUCUAGACUUCUCCUCUAUAAAGAUAGUAUUUUUCCCACUAUGCUUUGUGGAGAGAUAUUUUGAGACCCUGUAAACAUCCUGUUUCUCAUGAAAUUCUCACCCACUGGCUUUAGUAUUUAUUAAUAAUUCUUCCCUGAUAGAAUUUUUACUAUAAUUGCUGCAAAAUGGUGACUUUUCAAAACUCCAUCAUUCUUUCCACAUUUAUUAGCAUUCUGCUGUAAGGGAAAGUAUAUUGCCUUCUUAUUUGUUUGCUUGUUUAUAUAUUUUUAUGUAUUUUUUGUUACUUUGUAUAUUCUCAAGGAUUUCUCCCCCCCUCAACCCCCACUGGAUUAAAAUUUAUUCAAAUCAUUUAUUUUGACCUGUGGAACUCCUUUAUGUGGCUCCUGUGCCCUUUGGACAUAAUCAAUCAUUUUUUGAGCAUUUCCUUACUUUCUGAUAUAAAAAGAUGUUUCAGGCACAGUUUGUACUUUCCUUGUCCCAACUCUAGAACCAGCCAUUUCUUCAUGGAGCCCUGGUUCCAUUUAGUGAGAACUGGGUGUUGUAAUUACUCGUGGGGGUCAUUAUAUCUCAUCCAUUUCAGUCAACAAAAGUAGGAUUUCUAUUUAUGUCUCCACACCCAGGUUUCUCUGUCUUAUUUCUAUAAUUAUAUUUAUUACUAUAUGUAUAAAAAACUGUCAGUUCAGUUAACAUCCAAUAUUACAUGGUUCUUCCUAAGCUUUCCCCAUUUCAUAUCUGUAUCUCCCUUCUCCAACAGCAUGAAAUGUUUCCAACAUCAUCAGUAUAUUUACUCAUUUGUUCAAUCCUGUAAUUCACAAAAAGCUUUGUAAUUUCUAACAAAUACCAUUCAGAGAAAGAGAGCUACUAGGUAAAAUCCAAGAAAUGUUUGCAGUUCUUCGUGUGUCUAGACUGAGAAUUUAUCGUCAAAAUACUGUGUGUCAAAAUGACUUAGAUUAGUUUUUUUUUUCCCCUUCGUAUAGUUGCAUUAUUCAUUUGAAAUAUAGUGGGGCUGAUUUGUUUCUGUUUGUAUUGUAUUUAGGGGUUUCCCCCCAUCCUUUUUGAUUUAAUCUUUUAAAUGUAAAACAGUCACAUAGUUCCAGAAGUCAAAAUUAGAUGGAAAAGAACAGAGGAGAGUUCUCCCUCCACGAUCCCUUCCUCUCCUUUCCCAGCUACCUUCUGAAAGCAACCAAUUUCAUUCAUUUCUGGUUCAUCCUUCCUGUUUAUAUUUUUGAAAGAAUAUAUGUAUAUAAUAUUAUAUGUAUAUAUGUUAUAUGUAUAUAAUUUCCCUUUAUUUAUUACACAAAAGGAGACAUGAUAUAUUUCUUUUGCAGUUUUUCAACUUAACAUAUCCUAGGAAUAUAUUUUCUCAUCGCCUACUUGAUUAUUAUGUGGUACUUUACUGUUUGGCUGUAUCAUAGUUUACUUAAUAAAUCUAUGUAAUUUGAUGCACAUGUGCAUUGUUGGAGGUGCAUCCUUUGGGCAAAUUCGUGAAAGUGGGAAAAUGUAUAUAUAAUAGUUUCAAUUUUAAAAAAUAAAUGUACUGUACUAUAUUAUCUCAACUUUCAUUCCUAAAUUGAUGUAAUCAGAAACUGAAUAAACCCGAUUAACCAGUGGUUAUA